CCUCCCUGGCCCCGCCCACCACGACCCCCUACCUAUAAAAGGCCCCGCCUGCUGCGGACCCCUGUAGAGGAGGCUCCGGCAAGGGAGGCGGAGGAGGAAGCGCAAAGUUGUGAGAGUGUAAUUUGUCUCCAGUUGACGAAGAUGCAUUCUUCAAAACCCAGGCUUGUUGUUCCAUAUGGCCUCAAGACUUUACUCGAGGGAGUGAGCAGAGCGGUUCUCAAAACCAGUCCAAGCAAUAUCACUGAGUUUGCAGCUCUCUACUUCAGAGAGCUAAUUGCAUUUAGAGAAGAAAAUCCCAAUUUGGAUAUAACAGACCUGGUUAGAGAAUUUCAUUUCACCAGAGUAGAGGGCUGGACUGAUAGACUGCCAGAAAAGAGAGCUGACCUUGGAGACAUAAGUGUAGUGUCUCCACUUUCUGAGGAACCAAAACGAAAGGAAAAAUCCACAGACACAGAGGAGGACCAGUUGCACGAAGGCCCUGAACCUGAAUACAGCAGCAAAACUACACAAUACCCAUCGACUCACUGUGAACUUGCAGAAAAUGAACCAUCCCCUACGGGACCUGAAUCAUCCCCUAAGGGACCUGAACUUGCCUAUGUCCCAGCUGAUCCUGCACAGCUUGCUGCACAGAUGUUAGGUAACACUGAUUCUGUUCCUUCUAUGAAGGAUGUGGCAACAAGUGUGCAAUCUUUACCUGAACUGUCUCUGAGCUCAGUGGACACAACAGCUGCACCAGUAGAAGGUGCUGCUGAAGAUGCUACGCUUACCCCAGCUGCUGAGGGUUCUGCAGAGUCUGUUAGGUUGGAGUCAGCGGUUCAGAGUCAGGCCUCCAUUGUCCUAGGGUCCUCCAGCAGUCAGGCUGAACAAGCAACAAGUGAUGUAGAUCAAGCUUCCUCAACCCCCUUGCAGGAUGAACCACCACCACCUGCUCCUCCACCACCUCCUCCUCCACCACCACCUCCUAAAGAUCGAUUACAGGCUGUGCCUUCCCAAAGCGAAAUUGAGGUUACAUCAACCAUUCAGGCUAUGCCAAUACAUACUGAUGAUGAGCUCGCUACUGAAGGAGAGGUUCCACCUUACAUAGAGCAGUUCCCGCAGCAAAUAGUCAUUCCCUUUUUAGAACAAGUAGCUUGUCUAAUAGAAAUUCAGCAGCCACUAAUGCCUUCGCUAAAUGCAGGUCAGUUUACAUGCACUAAGCUCUUAGAUCCAUCUGCAGAUGAUGCAGAAUGUGACCCUGAAAGAAUGGAAACUACAGCGCAAAUGGCAUCAGCUGAGCAAGGUUUUAUUAUGUCAGCAAUGGCAACAACCGAAGCAGGACAACCACCACCAUAUUCUAAUGUGUGGACUCUCUAUUGUCUAACUGAUUUGAGCCAACAAGGUCGAAAGUCACCACCACCCCUUCCUCCUGCUGGAACUGGUGCUCCUUAUCCCCAAGCAACCCUCUAUAUAUCUAGUGGGAAGGAGCAACCACCAUUCCUACAACAGCAGCUGACAUCACAAGGUCCACCACCACAAGUAUCCUCUCCAACUUAUGUGAUGAUGGAAGAAGGCAAGAGGGGAAAUGCACCACCUUUCAUUUUAGUGGGCUCUACAGUUCAGAAUGUACAGGACUGGAAGUCUAUUCCUGGCCAUGCGGUCCUUACACAGCAUGACACAAGUGCUGUGAGGCGAUUCACUACAGUACCCGUACCAGUUGCCAGGCCAGCAGAUCUGAAAAUGGCCACUCCAAACCCCAAUUCUAAUUCUGCACAAGAAACUGCUAGACCACCAACCCCCGUUUUUCUUUCAGUUGCCAUACCCUUAGACGAGGUAAUGUCUGCAAAGAGGGGCUCAGCAGCUGGUGAUAAACAAGCAGGCAUAAAUCCCUUUGCAGGAAGCUAUGGUAUAGCAGGAGAGAUUACAUUUACUUCUGCCCCGGUCCGCAGAGCAGACUCGUGAGAAGCUUGAGAGGAGAUGAUGUCAUGUGAACACCCCAGGAUCGAAAUCUGCAUCUUAAAAUAAAUUAACUUAAUACAAGCACUCAAAACUAAUGCAAUCCAUUAGAAUGCCUUUUUGUAUUCUGCCAAGGCUCUGGAAAUGCAAACAGAUUAUUGAAGAUACAUAUAUAAUGAAGCAUCCAUGGGGGUGGGGAAAAUCAGCAGCAGCACAGGCAAUAACCAAAAGCAAAACCAAAUGCCUCUGCUCCAGGGGGGAAGUAAUGUCUGAGCCCCCUUAGAGAUGUUUAGUUAAGACAAGUUGAUCAUGUAGUAUUGUGUAAACAUACAUCCAAAACCCCCUCAAUUUCACACUAGUUCCAUGCAAUCCCUUUCCAGCG
Mauremys mutica (yellowpond turtle) is the source of this 2314-nucleotide messenger RNA. RefSeq names its product calcium binding tyrosine phosphorylation regulated (gene CABYR). Gene Ontology annotation, cellular component: cytoplasm; sperm fibrous sheath. Gene Ontology annotation, molecular function: calcium ion binding. The transcript is spliced from 6 exons. NCBI's taxonomy places the organism in Eukaryota, Metazoa, Chordata, Testudines, Geoemydidae. Bases 142 to 1938 code for a protein of 598 amino acids. Gene Ontology annotation, biological process: sperm capacitation. The record is from RefSeq and is a predicted model, not a curated record.